AUGGCCAACUCGUAUAGUCUUGGACAUGCUCCGGAUGGGCACGAGCAUAAUCAGAUGGCGUCCCUGAACAAUCAAGCUUGCUUAGAUUCUUCAGGUCUGCAAUUCAGGAGCCCGUACCAACAGUACGCACAAGAAGGCUCGCGUCACAUGUACGAGCGCAAAGAUGAUCCAUGGUGUCUUGUAGAGAAUAAUUUGGGAGGUACGGCCCGAGCCCAAGAGGACGGUGUCGAAGAGACUUGCAGUUGCGGCAACCAUGAAUACGGCAACCAGGCCCUUGUCAACGACUGUCAGUCCGGCGACAGUGAUCAACCUCCUCCCUCUGGUAAAACAAUGGCCUUGGGAUAUCAGCAAGCCGACCAUCUCGGAAACAAUUUCGGGCCCUUCCAGCCUCGAUGUACUGAGGCGACGUACGACGGUACCUGGGAUCAGAGCACGCCUGUUGGAGGCUCGACUUGGUCAUAUGGACGUCAACAAAAUGGAUAUGCCGGGUCGGACCAAAAGUCUCUUUUCAGAUGGCAUCCUUUCAUACCACAAGCUAGUGAGUCCACGAAGCUUCUGGGCCUGAAUGAGCAGAUGAAGAUGGGCUACAGCUGCGGUGACACCGAAACCAGACCACAAGUCUCUGGUGGCCCGCAGUACGAGCAAGUCGUCGAAGCUCCUGCCCGAGACAAUGACAUGAUGUCAGAGGCAUCGAUAGACUUAGAGCAAGACCUGGCGGAGAUCCAGACUGCAUCCCGGGAUAACGCGCCGUCAGUGUCAUAUGGCUAUCCAGGUAUCUUUGACACAAACCAGCCAUGGUCGCCGUGGACGGCGUUGGGUAACGCGAGCCUGUACACAGACGUGGAUCGAUUUUCUGGCCGUAUCGAGGUGCUGAAGACGGAAGAGAUGACGGACACAAGUCAGGAUGCUGCGUCCAGUUACGUGAUGGUUGACGAGACGUCGUCAGCUUCCUCCUUUCCCGUGCAAACGGAAGGAAAUAUGGCAGACAGUGCAGCAACGUUACGCCAGCAACACCCACAGCCGCUAAACAACGAAGACUUGGUCGUUUACACCGACCUGCAUGGCAUGGCUCCAAUGAUAGCCCAGCAGGAGGCCUCCGGUGCCCAGAUCGUCCUUGAUCUUGCCAGCCUGUACCCCUUGUAA
Messenger RNA from Didymella exigua CBS 183.55, 1143 nucleotides. RefSeq lists its product as uncharacterized. The record is from RefSeq and is a predicted model, not a curated record. Lineage: Eukaryota; Fungi; Ascomycota; Dothideomycetes; Pleosporales; Didymellaceae. The coding region runs from base 1 to 1143 and encodes 380 amino acids. The transcript has a single exon.